UCACAUUCUAUACUGUGGAUUGACACAAAUUCGUAAAACAAAUGCCUACUCUGUUUGAAAUGCACGAUUUAGACAAUAAGCUACACAUGAGCUCAAAUUUCUAUGUCCACAUCCAAGAAUGGUACUAGUAUGGUAUAGUAAGAGAUGCGCGUUGAGAGAUGAGCAUCGCCUAUCAAGGCUUUUCAGAAACCAAGGCCCUGAAGAGUGACAAGUCUGAGUGAAAGCUAUAUCCUCCAUUCGUUGAACAUUGCCGUUUAGAUCUAGCAGAUCAUUGAACUUCUAUUAUUGAGUUAGAAGACUGCAUGAAAAUCAAAGUGAACUCUCACUAAUAAUAUAUAUACUUUGCACAUUAAAGAAAUGAAUGCAAGCUCAUAUCUUCAGUCUUUUGGCUGGAAAGAAGGGGAAGCUUUGAAGCAAGGUGGUCUCAGAAAGCCAAUUCUAGUCAAGCACAAGAAAGAUACAAAAGGAUUGGGCUCUGAAGGCAAUGAUGCUGAUAUGUGGUGGGAGAGACUUUUCGAUGGGCAAUUGAAAAACCUUGAAGUCUCGUCAGGCGAAAAUGGAAUUUCUGUCAGCCAAAAUGAAGUUGAGGUUGCCAAUCAUAUGAGAAAAGUUAAUCUGCCGUUAUACAAGAUGUUUGUUAGAGGCGAAGGCUUGGCCGGGACAGUGGGAAAAACCGAAAAUGCGCAUGUGAAGAGCAUAAGUAUAGAGGCCACUGCGGUCUUAGACAGUGUGGAGAAAAGUCUAAACAUUCUGAGCGUGGAAAGCAAGGGAAAAAAGGAAAGUAAAAAGAAAGAGAAGAAGGAGAAGAAGGAGAAGAAGGAGAAGAAGGAGAAGAAGGAGAAGAAGGAGAAGAAGGAGAAGAAGGAGAAGAAGGAGAAGAAGGAGAAAAAGGAGAAUACAAAGAAUUGUCUGUCCGACCUGGAACAUGGCAAGCUUUCAAGAAAAAGGACAUUGCAGGAGUCAAAAAGAAAACUCAAAAGAAGCAAGGUCUAAAAAAGGCUUUUUAAAUUUAUAAUAGAGAUUUCAUUCUCGCCUCCAAUGAAUAAUCUGUAGUGAUGAAACAUGAAACAGAUCUGCACGCUAGAGUUCAUUGCGGAACAGUCAUGGAUUCCUCUGGCUCGAGGAUAUACUAGGACUUAUUGAGAAUGAGGUGGAUUUUCUUCAAAUUCCACAGGCCAACUUCCCCGAUAUUAUGCGAUAGAGGAUGCUGGUCCUCUAAAGUAUGCUCAGAAAUAGAAUAGAGUCGAAACCGGGAAAGGCUUACCAUGUG
This is a messenger RNA of Metschnikowia bicuspidata var. bicuspidata NRRL YB-4993, 1270 nucleotides long. RefSeq lists its product as uncharacterized. The record is from RefSeq and is a predicted model, not a curated record. The transcript has 2 exons. Bases 358 to 993 code for a protein of 211 amino acids. NCBI's taxonomy places the organism in Eukaryota, Fungi, Ascomycota, Pichiomycetes, Serinales, Metschnikowiaceae.